Messenger RNA from Stegostoma tigrinum, 3589 nucleotides. It is a transcript of the gene arhgap39, whose product is annotated as Rho GTPase activating protein 39. The transcript has 8 exons. The record is from RefSeq and is a predicted model, not a curated record. Gene Ontology annotation, biological process: signal transduction. Gene Ontology annotation, molecular function: GTPase activator activity. Gene Ontology annotation, cellular component: cytoplasm; cytoskeleton. NCBI's taxonomy places the organism in Eukaryota, Metazoa, Chordata, Chondrichthyes, Orectolobiformes, Stegostomatidae. Bases 1 to 2709 code for a protein of 902 amino acids.
AUGCUUAUAGAGGCUGGGACAUCACCUCAUCGCUGGAUGACUGGAACAAAGGAACGAAUGUUAAUUAAAGUUACAGACCGGGAACCAAGUUAUUUAUUGCAUCAGGGUAACGGGAAUGCUGAGAACCAACCAGGAACGCGGUCUCGCAGGCCUUCGGGCCACCAGCUGUCACAUGCUCACAGCUUUGCAUCGGAUAGUGAUAAUCAGAUCUUCUUUACGGAACGCAAGUCAUCCCCUUACCUGAAAAGGGCAGAGCACAUUGGUGGCUGUUCCCCCAUUCUGGCAAGAGGGGAACCUUAUCAUUCCCCAAUCCACUACCAACACAGAAAAUAUUCCUUUGAAUCCCAGCCCUCAUCUCCUCGCUAUGGCUAUGAGCCUCCUCUUUAUGAGGAACCUCCUGUUGAAUACCAGGCUCCUAUUUACGAUGAACCACCCAUGGAAGUGCAGUGUGAGGGAAUGAGCCUCUACAAAGCUGGGUCACCACAGAAAUCGCCAGUUCGGAAGCCACAUCCGAUGCUUCACUCUCCCAAACAGGGCCAGAACUCUCCUUACCAGCAUCUAAUAUUAACAAAACAAAAAUGUCCAGAGAAAUCCAUGAGUUUAGAAUACAGUCCAGUGGGCAAAGAACUUGUGAAGCAGCUGGUGUACGUAGAGCAGUCUGGCUCUAGCCCAAAGUUCAAAACAAGUACAAAGCAUCGAUAUUCACCUAGUGCUACAUCCACUAUUUCUUACUCAUUACAGCACAGCCAUUCAUUGGUUAGAGACCUUCAGUGUUCUGAUUCCAGGUCUGCCGAUUACAAUGGCCUGGAAGGAUCUGAAGCCAGGUAUAGUCAGCAAGGCAACCAGCUGAUUCAGGAGGACUCCAUGUCAUGGUCUAGCCAGCAUGACUCGUUGUCUUCAAUAGGCUACUCGCCAAACACAAGGAAAAGGAAAAGCAGGAAGCCUUCCCUGACCCAAGAGACUUGUGGUGUGGUAGGGGAGAGUUGCGGAGAAAUUAACGCUCUACCUGAGCGGCUGCUGGCUGAGGAGCGGCACUUGCCCCUUGACAAGACUGAGAUGAGCCAGACUGACAACAAGAGCAUUGAGGCAGAGAUGCUGCGGGGAUACUCCGAUGUACACACAACCCAGGCAAGACUGGCACGGGAGGCACAGCAGCUACAUCACAUCAAGCAGCGUAGCAGCUGGGAUUCCCAGAAAGAAGUGUCUGGUUAUGAGAGUGACGGGGCCCUUCCUCUACCUAUGCCAGGGCCUGUCGUUCGGGCUUUCAGUGAGGAUGAAGCACUCGCUCAACAGGAGGGAAAACACUGGAAGAGGAACACAUUUGAAAAGCUCGGCUUCCCUCAAGUGCUACUGGAAAAGAGUGUUUCUGUACAAACUAACUUAGCUUCACCGGAACCUUACUUACACCCAUCACAGUCUGAAGACCUGGGCACUUGCAGUCAGUACGAUAUUGGAAGGCAGAGCCGGAACAUGAUGCCCAGUGCUAGCUGUGUCUUCCCUGGAUUCAUGCUGCGAAAGCCGUCUUCCGAGACAGAUAUUGAGAACUGGGCUUCCAAACACUUCAACAAGCACACACAGGGAAUUUUCCGCCGCAAAGUAUCCAUUGCUAACAUGCUGGCUUGGAGCAGCGAGUCGAUCAAGAAGCCCAUGAUAAUGACGGCUGACCGCAAUGUGAAGAAAGAAGCAUGCGAAGUGUUCAAACUGAUCCAAAUGUACAUGGGGGACCGGAGGGCCAAGGUGGACCAGGUUAACGUGGCACUAGAGAUCGCCACAAAGGGUUGGAGCAUGCAGGGCCUGAGGGAUGAACUGUACAUCCAACUGUGUCGGCAGACUACUGAAAAUUUUAGAUAUGAGAGUCUCGCUAGGGGCUGGGAAUUAAUGGCCAUCUGCCUGGCCUUCUUCCCUCCUACUCCCAAGUUCCACUCCUACCUAGAAGGCUAUAUCUACAGGCACAUGGAUCCCGUGAAUGACGCAAAAGGUGUUGCUAUUAGCACGUAUGCUAAGUACUGCUACCGUAAACUACAGAAAUCGGCUCUGACUGGAGCAAAGAAGGGACUUCGGAAACCCAGUGCGGACGAGAUCAGACAUGCCACAAAUGCUGUUUUCUGCCCAUCCAUGUUUGGUAGCUCUCUGGACGAGAUCAUGAACAUGCAACAUGAGCACUAUUCAGACCGACAGCUGCCAUGGGUCCAGACUAGACUCUCUGAGGAAGUGCUGAAACUCAAUGGAGCACAGACUGAGGGUAUCUUCAGAGUUCCCGGAGAUAUCGAUGAGGUUAACGCUCUCAAACUUCAAGUGGAUCAAUGGGUUAUUCCACAAGGGCUGACAGACCCCCAUGUUCCAGCCUCAUUGUUGAAACUGUGGUACCGGGAACUAGAGGACCCACUCAUCCCUCAUGAAUUUUAUGAACAGUCUAUCAACCAUUACGAAAACCCAGAGGCAGCAAUUGCAGUCGUCCACUCCCUACCCAAGCUCAAUCGGCUGGUCCUCGGCUACCUCAUCCGCUUCCUACAGAUUUUUGUCCAACCGGCCAAUGUCUCUGUGACCAAGAUGGAUGUCAACAACCUAGCCAUGGUCAUGGCCCCCAACUGUCUCCGCUGUCAAUCAGACAACCCCCGGAUCAUAUUCGAGAACACACGCAAAGAGAUGUCCUUUAUCCGAGUAUUAAUCCAACACCUGGACACCAGCUUCAUGAAAGAUGUGCUAUAGCAAGGAGAGUAAAAGAAAACUAGAAAAAAGGAACAGAAGCAAACAGAAAGUGCAAAGAUAAGCCUUGUACAAAAAAAAGUAAUGGGUUUGUGUUUGCAUUUGUUUACACCAAUUUAAGAUCUUUUUGCCAGUCCGUCACUGGUUGAUGUUGUCUACAUUAUAAGAAAAGGGAAAAAAAACCAAGAAAAAAGUAUUAUAUGUAAAUUUUGAUGCUUUUUUUUUGUUUGCUAUAUAUGAUGCUCCCAUCCAGGUCCAUCCCACCUAUGGCACAGUUUACUAAUAGUUUAUUUUUUCGUUUAGCAUGCAUACUUGGGUUUUUAAAACCUCUUUAUAAAGUAACUUUAUUUUUAUAGCAUUUAAUUAUACAGGGCUAAAGAAAAGACACCAUUACGUGGGCAAGAUGCCCUCAUACUGUUCAUUUCUUCUCUCACUUCUUGCCAUCUCAACAGUACUUUGCUGUGAAUUUUAACCUAGUGUAUUCCGAACCUUAUAUCAUUUUAUUUUUGCGUGAAAGGAAUUCACUCUAUCUGCAGUUAGCUUCGUUUUUUUUAGAAAGAAUGGUUCUGCUGCAUUCUUUUCUCCCCUUCUAAGUGAUCCAUGUCGUUUUUUUCAAUUCACUGCACUCCCUUCUCGGGUUUGCUGGGCACUGUAGAAUUGCCCCACCUGGUGCUAACUCUCAUCGAUGUAAGCGCUUUACUCCAGUUACCUGGUUCAGGAUUUAAAAGGUUAAUCCUUUUCAGCAAGACUGCAAGUUUUUACACACAAGGAUGAGAGUCAACGCUAGUGGGAAGACCCAGAAUCUGACUUGGUGAAGGUGGAUGUUGAACCCAUUUGCUUACUGCAGCCUGAGAUAAUGGGAACUGCAGAUGCUGGAGAAUCC